AUGCUGGGAAGCACAAACAACAAAGCCAGACCAUAUAGCGCGCAGCACCACCAACAGCCUCUAUGCACCCGCAAGCACCAGAUUGGAGCCCUCUUCCUGGUCGCCGCCACCGUCUUCUUCACCAAGCUCCUCGACUCCUCUCUCCCCUGCUCCUCCUCCUCCUUCACGGCCGAUCCCCUUGCCACCACUUCACGGAGCUCCUCCGUCCACGUCACCAAUGGCGGUGACCUUCUGUGGCCCCAACGCGGGUACGGCCCCGUCGUCGACCUCAAGAUUUACGUCUACGAUGAGCGCGAGAUCGACGGCCUCAAGGCCUUGAUGUCCGGCAGGGACGGCGCCAUUGACUCCAGCUCUUGCUUGAAAGGCCAGUGGGGCACUCAGGUGAAAAUACACAGGCUACUGCAAGAAUCGAGGUUCCGGACAAGGAAGAAAGAGGAGGCAGACCUAUUUUUUGUGCCAACAUAUACGAAAUGUGUGAGAAUGUUGGGUGGUCUUAAUGAUAAAGAGAUUAACCAGACUUAUGUGAAGGUGUUGAGACAAAUGCCAUAUUUUAAGCGAUCUGGUGGUCGUGACCAUAUUUUUGUCUUUCCAAGUGGAGCUGGUGCUCAUUUAUUUAGGUCGUGGGCCAAAUUCAUAAAUCGUUCCAUUAUUCUUACCCCCGAGGGUGAUCGGACUGAUAAGAAAGAUACAAGUGCCUUUAAUACGUGGAAAGAUAUCAUCAUUCCUGGGAAUGUUGAUGAUGGGAUGACUACAGAUGGUGCUACCCUUGUCCACCCUUUGCCACUAUCAAAGCGGAAGUAUCUUGCAAACUAUUUAGGUCGUGCACAAGGAAAGGCCGGUCGCCUCAAGUUGAUAGAGCUUUCUAAGAAAUUUCCAGAUAAGUUGGAAUGUCCAGAGUUGAAGUUCAGUGGCCCUGAUAAAUUGGGAAAAAUAGAUUAUUUCGAACACCUGCGCAACGCCAAGUUCUGCCUUGCUCCACGUGGGGAGUCAUCUUGGACUCUUCGUUUUUAUGAGUCUUUCUUUGUGGAGUGUGUCCCAGUGAUAUUGUCAGAUGAAGUAGAACUUCCGUUCCAGAAUGUUGUUGAUUACACCCAGAUAUCAAUUAAAUGGCCAUCAACUCGAAUAGGUCCUGAGCUUUUGCAGUACCUAGAGUCUAUACCAGAUGAAAUCAUAGAGGGAAUGAUAAGCCAUGGUAGACAAGUAAGAUGUUUAUGGGCCUAUGCUUCAGAAUCAGCUUCGUGUUCUGCAAUGCAUGCAAUUCUUUGGGAACUUCAGAGAAAAGUCAGGUUGUUUCACCAAUCAACCGAAACAUUCUGGCUGCACGACGGAUCUAUUGUAAAUAGAAACUUAGUCAAGUUCUCUGAUUGGAGGCCUCCCAUGCCUUUGCCAUGAGUAUGCAACAUUAGGGUUUCCUCUUAUAGUUGCUUUCUCCAUUUCCAGAGUUCAUACCCUCAUCAUUUUCGUUUUCAACAGCGCUAAUUUUUGUUGUAUAUUGUUUAUUGAUAUUCCUUUCAUUCUUAGUCAUAUAACUCCCAAGGUUUCCCAUGUUGUAAUUGUAGAACACCUCGGGGAAAGUGAUAUUGCCAAAAAUAUAUUUAAACUAUACUGAGUUCUGUUGAAGUGUACCUAAUUUAAUC
Molecule: messenger RNA, 1637 nt
Organism: Fragaria vesca subsp. vesca
Lineage: Eukaryota; Viridiplantae; Streptophyta; Magnoliopsida; Rosales; Rosaceae
Product: probable glucuronosyltransferase GUT1-like
Exons: 8
Coding region: 1-1392 (463 amino acids)
Molecular function (GO): glycosyltransferase activity
Source: RefSeq, a predicted model, not a curated record